Messenger RNA from Staurois parvus, 388 nucleotides. The record is from the annotation of a GenBank genome assembly. Lineage: Eukaryota; Metazoa; Chordata; Amphibia; Anura; Ranidae.
AUGACAAUUUUGUAUUUCAGAGUAUACAAUCACCAUGUAUGACACGAAGAAUAAGGAGCUGCGCUGGAACGCCACCUACUACGACUAUGCAGCCACCCUGCCUGAUGAGGGUACCAAUUACAAAAUGUCACACUUUGUGUCCAAUGGAGACGGUCUGGUGGUGACUGUGGACAGCGAUUCGGGGGACGUCCUGUGGAUCCAGAAUUACGCCUCUCCGGUAGUGGCACUGUAUAUCUGGCAGAGAGAAGGCCUCAGGAAGGUCUUGCACACCAAUGUGGGAGUGGAGACCCUGCGCUAUCUCACCUUCAUGUCGGGGAGGUCGGCCGUAUCACAAAGUGGAAGUAUCCCUUUCCCAAAGAAACUGAGACCAAAAAGUAAACUGAUGUGA